Molecule: messenger RNA, 895 nt
Organism: Pocillopora damicornis (cauliflower coral)
Lineage: Eukaryota; Metazoa; Cnidaria; Anthozoa; Scleractinia; Pocilloporidae
Product: adenylate kinase isoenzyme 6
Cellular component (GO): nucleus; cytoplasm
Molecular function (GO): AMP kinase activity; ATP binding; ATP hydrolysis activity
Source: RefSeq, a predicted model, not a curated record
GUUGCUAUGAAGAAUCGAUCAUGGCUUCAGUUAGAACUCGACCAAAUAUUUUGGUGACGGGAACUCCAGGAACUGGUAAAACUGUAACGGCGAGUGAGCUGGCACAAAAGACAGGACUGAACUACAUUAAUGUGGGCGAUUUGGCGAAAGAGAAAGACUUGUAUGACGGAUGGGAUGACCAAUAUAGGUGCCAUGUGCUGCAUGAAGACAGGGUGAUUGAUGAAUUGGAGGAUCAGAUGAGUGAAGGCGGUAACAUUGUUGAUUAUCAUGGUUGUGACUUUUUUCCAGAGAGGUGGUUUGAUAUUGUAUUUGUGUUACGAACAAACAACGCAAUACUUUAUGAAAGGCUUGAAAAAAGGGGCUACAAAGGGAAAAAGUUAACUGAAAAUGUGGAAUGUGAAAUUUUUCAAACAAUACUUGAAGAAGCUAGGGAAAGUUACAGAAACGAAAUAGUUCAUGAACUGCAAAGUGACUCUCCUGAACAACUAGAAACAAAUCUUGAGCAAAUAGAAGCUUGGAUUCAACAGUGGUCCACCUAGCAGUAAUGGAUUGUUUUCAACUUAACUUAUUUUUUACAAUGAUAAUUUGUGGAAACACUAAGGUUUUAAAACAUUGAAGAAGACUGAAUUGAAUUAUGUUAUUGUUAAGCAUUAAAGAUGCCUAAAGGGGUGCAAUAAAGAGGUGUUACUUCAUCACAAGGCAUUACUGGACAGGCUCAACUGUGUUGGAUGAUAACAAGCAAUAUCAAGUGCUCAUCAAUGCUGUAAUAUAAUGGUCUCUUUUGGCACUCUGUGAGGAGCCAAAUGUCAUGGUCAGCCAUCAUAAUGAAAUGUGUUUUGUGUCAAUUUUGAUUUCAAACGUAGCAGAAGAGAUUCUUAAUAAAAGAAAAUAAAUG